GUCCCACACCACUGGGCUAAGAACAGCAUCUGCAGCAAGGGACCUGGGAAGGAGGUUGUCCAGGCCCCUCCACUCUCAUGGUCCAGGCCGGGCACUGAGUCCAGCCGGGUGAAGAAGGAAUCUCUGCCCCGGUCCGUGGGAGAGGGUCGCUCCGUGGGGGGCACUGUGUGUGUGUUUUGUGACCUCCUCUGCUCUGAGCUGCUGCUCCAGGGAGGCUACACAGGCCUGUUGGAAAAGAUCAGGGCAGCCCAGGCAUCUCUUGACAUCUCCUGAGAUUGCCCUGUUCCCAGCUGGUCCCCAGACUGGGCGGCUCCCAUGUGGGGCUGGGAGGUGACGGCUGUGGGGGACCAGGCAGCUGCAGGCUGGGAUGUGGUUUGCUGAGCGUUGCAAGGAGCUGGCUUUGCUCUGACCAUGGUGGAUUUGGCCUGGAGAUUGCAGAGAAACCACCUGAUGGAGACGACCACAUCACGGGCUUCCUAGGGCUGCAGCCCCUGGCGCAGUUCCUUACUCUGCUCAGGCUCGAUGUACCGUUGGUGGCAGCACUAAGGGGCCCCCCACUGCCCCCUCAUGGCAUCUGCUCUCACCAUCCUCCUCCUCGGCUGCUGGCUGGCUGGGUGGAGCAGGAUGUCGGGAGAGGGGUCCUACCCCAAACCCUCCAUCUCCGUCAGCCCCGGUGGGGUGAUCCCCGUGGGGGGAACCGUCACCAUCCGGUGUUGGCAUCAGCUCCUGGACAUGAGGAUCCUCCUCUACAAGGAUGAAGAUGAGAAUUAUCUGAAUUACACAGACCCUGCUGGCUCUGGGGCUGAAUUUCCCAUCACCAGCGCCAGAUGGGAACACGGGGGCAGCUACACCUGUCGUUAUAGCAACAGAACAGGAGAAGUUGCCUACUCGGAGCCGAGCGACCCUGUGCAGAUCAUUGUAGCAGCCCCUCUCCCUCCCCCGAUGGAUGCUGGUUCUAUUCCCGCAGGGGAAACUGACCUGACCCAGCCUGGAGCGGCGCCAGCUCCCACCCGCCUGGACAGCGCGGGGCCAGCAGACCCCCUGGGGCGCCCAGAUUUCACCCACGCCAACAUCGCUCGCCUGGGGCUGGGCGCUGUGGUCCUGCUCAUCCUGGGGCUGAUCCUGGCCGAGGCCUAUUACAGCCGCCCGAGGGGGGCUCCCUAGGUGAGUGACCUCCCUUCUGUGCCCCUUGCUAUCCCCAGGGGCUGGGCCCAGGGUGACACAGAGCCCUCAACCCCUCCAUCUCUCUGCACCCCCAGGAGCCUGGAUCUGGUCCUGCAGACAAUAAAAUCUCCCCGGGGGAUGAGCUGCUGCCCCUAGGAGGCUGACAUGCUGGCACAAAACCCUCCUGCUCCCCAACCCCCCCCCUCGGAGAAUCUUCCCCCCUCCCCCCAACAGCUUGUUACCCAAAACUGCACCCCAGGAUCGGACCCAUGGCCCCCAGCCUCACAAACAGCAGCCCCUGUGAAGCCAGCUGGAGGAGCAGCCCCUGGAGGGUGCCGAGGUUCCACUUACUGGCCCAUUCAUUCCCUGCCCCAUCGCGCUGCGCCACAGUGAAAUGGUUCUUUCCAUCACCGGUGCCCCCUGCGAAGUGGAGACAUUGGAUGGGACAGUGAUUCUGUGUGGCAGGGGAUGGCUUUGUCUAAUCAGCAGUUUGGGAAGGCAAGGAUAGUGGAACGUGAGUAUCCCUAUCCCUUACCUGUUACCCGUGUGGAGAAUUGACAGUGAAGGAAAUGUUCCCGAGUCUGUUAGGGGUAAUGACUUGCCUAUGAAGGGAGCUACCCCAAUCUCCAAGCAAUUUUCCGUGAACAGUGAUGUGUGCUAGGACAAGGGAAAUGAGAUCCCAAGCUGUUUGUUUCUCCAGCUCUUCUCUGCAGAGCAGACAGAAAAAGCCUGUCACACUAUGAUGGUUGAAAAAUUAUCAGUUGACGCAGAGCUGAUUCUGGAUACAACUAAAGCCCAGGAAGGAAGUGGUCCCGAAUUUGUGUCUGCUAGGGAUGAUGACAUUGCAACUAGGUUGCAUCCAGUUAAUGUCAGAAAUAGUUCCCAGAGACCAAGCGAUUCUGGUGCUUCUGUUGUGUCUGUUGCUAGUGUGUUUCUGGGUAAAGAGAUGACAACCUUGUCUGAUCAGGGUGAUAUCAUAGCUAGGGCACCAGGAAAACAUGAAGGUGAUUUGACUAUGUUACCUGCUGCCAGCGUGGAAACUUGGAACAAGGAAGAAAAUGCUUCUAAUCUUGUGACGAUGAAGUUUAGCAGUUUACCUGAAAGGGGGUUUUGUGAAAACCUCCUGAUGGGCCACGGGUGAUUCUGGAUGGAAGUGAAACUCAGAAGAAGUUUGGUGAUUUGUCUGUUGUGCCCAAAUCGGUUCUGGGCAUAAAUAAAGCUCAAAAAGAACCUGUUGCAGUGCCUGAUAUUGGAGAAGCACAGGGAUUUUUUGGUGAAGUCUUCUGAAGUUUGUGAAAAGGAAUUGUUUCCACUGACUCUUAAUGGGCCAUUGCUGAUAGUAAACAGUCUCUCUUCUGAGGAAAGUGUGUUGGUGCCUAGUGGCCAAAGUCUUUCAAAUGAAAAUGAAUCAACUGAAUUUGUACUGAAAAAAAUCCAGUGUGGAGAGCUUUGAGGAGAUUUCAGAUGGAAUGAAAAUUGUUAGGGAGUUUAAAUAGCCCUAUAAGCUUAACCAGCUUGGUUUUGGGACAGGACUAUCUCCUUUUUGAUUCUUUGAGUGAACAGUCUGUAUCUCAGGUUCAGAGGGAAGGCUGGAUAGCUGAAACUGCAGAGCAGGAAGACAAUUGUGCAGUUAAUCUCUCGAGAAUACAGGGGAUGGCAGGUAAACUCUCAUCUCUAGAUAUUUUGGAGAUGUCUUGCAGUCUCUUAGUAGACUUGACAUCUGAUUCCAUGUGGAAGCAGAAGCUGGUAACGGAAGGACAAAAUAACCUGGAGUCUAACAUGCUAGGGACAAUGGAUGGUAUCUCUUUAAGACAGAGUCCAGCCUUGGAAUUGGUAAAGGGUGAGGAUCUGAAAACUAGUGUAAGCAGAGUCAGUAUGAGCUCUACCUUGACAUCUGGUGGUGAACUGUGGCAAGUUGUGGAAAAGAACUUCAGGGGCUGAUCUUGCUCGCAUAAGCACACCCACCUCACCUAGCAUGAGCCCACAGCAGCUCCAAUGGUCACUUUAGCUGCUGUGGGAUCCCCAGUUUCUCUGUUAUUGAGGCAGGAAUAAUAAAGUGUUGUUACCCUGAUUAUGUGAAUGAAGGGCUAUGAGACUAUUUUAUGACAGAGAGACUCGCCAUCAACAACGUAGCACUCGAUAGACAAGAGACAUGGGUUCCAAAACCCAGGGAAUUGAGAGAGAGGCUGGGGAAUGGGCAUUUGUAUCUGCUGAUAUGGAUCCCCUUUGAAGGCCUAAAACACCAAUUAUGUCUCCUCUUUCCACUGCAGAAUAUCAGAGCUAAUUUUGGUUCUAUUAGGAGUCUGAUUACAGGCUGCAGAGCUGAAUUCACUUUAGGCCAAUGGUGCACCAGUACUGAGGGUCCCCUACUACAAGCUGAAAUCACUAAAAUGCUGAAAUUACUAAGAGCUGAAAUCACUGAGUGCCUGGGGUAGGGUGCUGAAGUGACACUGAGUGGCUGACAGUUUGUGGGAUGGCUAGUGGAGUGGAGUGGCUAGUGGAGCGGAGCAGCUGGCGGAGCAGAGCAGUUCAUGGAAUGGCUGGAGUGGCUCACAGGAUGGCUGGUGAAGUGGCUCGCGGUGAAGGAUGCAGCAGAACCUCAUGGAGAGGUGGGGCAGUCGGCCUCAGACCACGUAAGGUGCACCUUAACACCCCUGCAGCCCCCCUUCCACCCAGGCUGGGAGGUAAAUCUCUGCAGAUAAACUCUUGAACUCAGGCUGCACUGACCAGGGACAGAGACUUUUGGGUUGUUGGACUUUUGGGUGACUUUUGGAUUGAUGGACUCAAGAGACAUUUGGGGUGUUGGACUUUUGGGACUUUGGGUGAUUUUUUGGGUUGCUGGACUUAAGACCCUGAGGGGAAAAGGACACUGCCAGACUAGCUUGAGGGUGGGUCUUUUGCUCAUGGUUUGUGUUAUGAAUCCUGUUUGUGGUGUUUCCCCAACAUAAUGCCACAUUGUUUCCCUCCUUUAUUAAAAGGAUUUUGCUACAUUCAGACUCCGUGCUUGCAAGAGGGGAAAUAUUGCCUCCUAAAGGUGCCCAGGGGGUGGUAUGUUAUUGUUCCAGGUCACUGGGUGGGGGCUCGAGCCGGUUUUGCAUUGCGUUAUUGAAACGGAGCCCCUGGAUACUGAACCCGGUCCUUGUUGUUGCCAACUCAGACGGGCAGAAGGGUUACACUAGUAAACACUGUCUGUGUUGAUACAAAUUACCUGCCUGAGUGGGGGAAGAAAGACUUUCACAUAGUUGUUAGCAAAGAUGACACACACCCAGCCGGCCAGUGGAGUCUGUUACACAACAGAGUUCAGAUUUUGACCCUACUGGACAGGGAGGAUGAGAAGGAUUAAAAUUUGCAAUUAAAAGCCACAGGUUAACCUUAAAAUACCAAAACCCCAAGGAAGUGAUUAAACUGAAAGUCUAUGUUAAGGAAGACCCUGAGGUCAAGGAAAAGCUACAAAGGUUCAAAAGGGAUAUUGAACAAGCUGACCUAAAAUAUGAUUUGUCUAAACCAAAGGCUUGGCGUGACCAAAAUGAUUGUAAAUGUGCCCUUGUGAUAAAACUGUUGUUAUUGCUAAUGAUUGGAACUAACUUCCCGCUGAUACCAGGAAAUGUACAAUGUGCAGGUUUUUUGUUUGUUUUUUUGAAAAACCCUUGAACAUGUUGGGAGUGAUACAUAGGAACUCAUUACAGCAGGCCUGCACAACUCGUAAAGCACCGAGGGCCACAUUAUGCCAGAGAAAACAGCUGAGGGCUGAAACCCCACGGAAACACCCCCUCCCAGCACUGCCUAGCCCUGCAGAAAGAAACCCUCCUUCCCUAGCGCAGCCCCACCAAAACAGCUGUGGGCCAAAAAGGAAGGUUG
Molecule: messenger RNA, 5022 nt
Organism: Gopherus flavomarginatus (Mexican gopher tortoise)
Lineage: Eukaryota; Metazoa; Chordata; Testudines; Testudinidae
Product: platelet glycoprotein VI-like
Exons: 5
Coding region: 568-1164 (198 amino acids)
Source: RefSeq, a predicted model, not a curated record